GGAGAGGAGGCCAGGUCCCCCUCCUUCCCUCGGAAAAGGACAAACAAAAAUCCGGGAUGGGAUGCGGUUGCCAAGGCAACCAGACUGGACGUCAGCGCAGGCGCGGAGGCUGGGGCAGAAUCCCUCUCCUUUGGGGGAAAGGAAGCCAGGGAGGAAGGAAAGGCAAAAGGAAGGAAGGCGCCUUCCCUUCCGGCUUGGGGACCCCCUUCCCUGGUCGAGAAGAAGAGGGGAGCCCCCUCCCCUGAACCCCAAAGGGAGCUUCCUGGGCGUUUUCCGCGGCCAUCUUCGCAGCCUCGCCCUCCGCAGCGCAACGUGAGGAAGAGGAGGAGGAGGAAGAGAAAGAGAGGGAAGGAGGCCAUGCGAGGAAACGAGGAGGAAGAGGAAGAGGAGGAAGAGGAGAAGGGCAUCCCUUUCCCCCCGGGCCUCUCCGAAGACGAGGAGGGUCUCCUGGAAGCUCUGGAGGACUUCUACCCGAACGAGGAGCUGCUGAAGAAGAAGAAGAAGCCGAAGAAGACCAAGGAAGCCAAGGCCUCCAAAGUCAAGCGGAAGAAGAAGGAGGGAAGCUUCGAUUUGGAAAUCCCUGAAAACGAGGAGGAACUGGUCUUGAGGGAGAAAUCGGAGAGCGAAGGCAGUGACUAUUCCCCCAAUAAGAAGAAGAAGAAGAAGCUGAAAGAGAAGAAGGAAAAAAAGGCCAAGCGAAAGAAGAAGGCGGAGGAGGAGGAGGAAGAUGACAAUGAAGAUGGAGGGUUGAAGGAACCCAAGACGUCUGCGCAGCUGAUGGAGGAGUGGGGCCUGGACGACGUAGACUACGCUUUCUCCGAGGAGGACUACCACAUGCUGACCAACUACAAGGCCUUCAGCCAGUUCCUGAGGCCACUGGUGGCCAAGAGGAACCCCAAGAUACCCAUGUCGAAGAUGAUGACUGUCCUGGGCGCCAAGUGGAGGGAGUUCAGCGCCAACAACCCUUUCAAAGGAAGCUCCGCUGCAGCGGCGGCGGCGGCUAUAGCUGCGGCCGUGGAAACUGUGGCCGUGGCGCCCAACCCCCCCUCCCACCCAGCCCCACCCUUGCUGACCCCACCCCUCCCAGCCAUCCGGAAAGCCAAGACCAAGGAAGGCAAAGGUCCUGGUGUCAAGAAGAAGGUCAAGAGCGCCAAGGAUAACAAGAAGAAGGGGAAGGCCAAGAAGCCGGCGUCUCUCAAGUUCCGCUUUGGAGGGAUCGCCAGCAAGAGGAAAAAGGGCUCUUCGAGCGAGGAAGAAGAGCGGGACGAGUCGGAUCUGGACAGCGCCAGCAUCCACAGUGUGUCGGUCCGAUCCGAAGCCUCCUCCGGCCAGAGCAAGAAGGGCAAGAAGAGGAAGAAGAAGAAGAAAACCGAAGACGGCGACGGCUACGAGACGGACCACCAGGACUACUGCGAGGUGUGCCAGCAAGGCGGGGAGAUCAUCCUGUGCGACACCUGCCCGCGCGCCUACCACCUGGUCUGCCUGGACCCCGAGAUGGAGAAGGCCCCCGAGGGCAAGUGGAGCUGCCCACACUGCGAGAAGGAAGGCAUCCAGUGGGAGCCGAAAGAUGAAGAAGAGGAGGAAGAGGAAGACCUUUGCGAGGAAGCCGACGACCACAUGGAGUUCUGCCGAGUCUGCAAAGAUGGCGGGGAGCUGCUCUGCUGCGACACGUGCCCGUCCUCCUACCACAUCCACUGCCUCAACCCGCCGCUGCCGGAAAUCCCCAACGGCGAAUGGCUCUGCCCGCGGUGUACGUGCCCACUAUUGAAAGGCAAAGUUCAGCGGAUUCUCCAUUGGAAAUGGAAAGAACCUUCUCCUCUGCUGACCUCUGACUCAACGGACCCCGAGUUGCCUGUUCUGCCUCUCCCAAAGCCCCGGGAAGGGCCCCCCGAGCGUGAAUUCUUCGUCAAAUGGGCUGGCCUCUCAUAUUGGCAUUGCUCCUGGGUCAAAGAGCUGCAGCUGGAGCUGUACCACACAGUGAUGUUCCGCAAUUACCAAAGGAAAAACGACAUGGAUGAUCCGCCACCCUUCGACUACGGCUCCGGUGACGAGGACGGGAAGAUCGAGAAGCGGAAGAAGAAGGACCCCCAUUACGCCAAGAUGGAAGAGAGGUUCUACCGCUAUGGGAUCAAGCCCGAGUGGAUGAUGGUUCACCGGAUCCUCAACCACAGCUUCGACAAGAAGGGAGAGGUCCAUUAUUUGAUCAAGUGGAAAGACCUGCCCUAUGACCAAUGCACUUGGGAGGUGGACGAGAUCGACAUCCCUUACUACGAGAACUUCAAGCAGCUCUACUGGCAUCACAGGGAGAGGAUGCUGGGAGAAGAGAGCGGCCAGGUUUCCAAACAUCUGAGCCAGAAAGAUAAGAAACUGAGCGAUGAAAAAGUCGAGCGUCCCCCGGAAACUCCACUUGUGGAUCCGACUGUGAAAUUCGACAAGCAGCCGUGGUAUAUCAACACAACCGGGGGAACGCUGCACUCGUAUCAACUGGAAGGGCUGAACUGGUUGCGGUUCUCUUGGGCGCAAGGGACGGACACGAUCCUGGCCGACGAAAUGGGCCUCGGAAAGACCGUCCAGACCAUUGUGUUCCUUUACUCCCUUUACAAAGAGGGUCACUCCAAAGGUCCGUACCUGGUCAGCGCCCCGCUUUCCACCAUCAUCAACUGGGAGCGCGAGUUCGAGAUGUGGGCGCCCGAGUUCUACGUGGUCACCUACACGGGGGACAAGGAGAGCCGGUCGGUCAUCCGGGAGAACGAGUUCUCCUUCGAGGACAACGCCAUUCGGGGCGGAAAGAAAGUCUUCCGAAUUAAGAAAGAAGCCCAAAUCAAGUUCCACGUCCUGCUGACCUCCUAUGAACUCAUCACCAUUGACCAGGCCAUCCUGGGGUCGAUCGAGUGGGCCUGCCUCGUGGUGGAUGAAGCCCACCGGCUGAAGAACAACCAGUCCAAAUUCUUCAGGGUCCUCAACAGCUAUAAGAUCGACUACAAGCUGCUCUUGACGGGGACACCACUGCAGAAUAACCUGGAGGAGCUCUUCCACUUGCUCAACUUCCUCACCCCAGAAAGGUUCAACAACCUGGAGGGCUUCCUGGAGGAGUUUGCGGACAUCUCCAAGGAGGACCAGAUCAAGAAGCUGCACGACGUGCUGGGGCCCCACAUGCUGCGGAGGCUCAAGGCCGACGUCUUCAAGAACAUGCCCGCCAAGACCGAGCUCAUUGUCCGCGUUGAGCUCAGCCAGAUGCAGAAGAAAUACUACAAGUUAAUUCUGACGAGAAACUUUGAGGCCUUGAAUUCGAAAGGCGGUGGCAGUCAAGUCUCCCUCCUCAACAUCAUGAUGGACCUCAAGAAAUGCUGCAACCACCCAUAUCUUUUUCCUGUGGCCGCCGUGGAAGCCCCGGUCUUGCCAAAUGGCUCCUAUGAUGGAAAUUCCCUGGUGAAAUCCUCCGGAAAGUUGAUGCUGUUGCAAAAGAUGCUCAAGAAGCUGCGGGAUGGCGGUCAUCGGGUGCUUAUCUUCUCCCAGAUGACCAAAAUGCUCGACUUGCUGGAGGACUUUUUGGAAUAUGAAGGGUACAAAUACGAGCGCAUCGAUGGCGGGAUUACUGGAGGACUGAGGCAAGAAGCCAUUGACCGGUUUAACGCUCCGGGAGCUCAGCAGUUUUGUUUCUUGCUUUCCACCCGGGCCGGCGGUUUGGGCAUCAACCUCGCAACAGCAGAUACCGUUGUUAUUUAUGAUUCGGACUGGAACCCCCACAACGACAUACAGGCCUUCAGCCGGGCGCACCGGAUCGGCCAGAACAAGAAGGUGAUGAUCUACCGUUUCGUAACCCGGGCCUCAGUGGAGGAGCGCAUCACACAGGUGGCCAAGCGUAAGAUGAUGCUGACCCACCUGGUGGUCCGGCCCGGGUUGGGCUCCAAGUCAGGAUCCAUGACCAAGCAGGAGCUGGACGACAUCCUGAAAUUCGGGACUGAGGAGCUCUUCAAGGAUGACGUGGAGGCCAUGAUGUCUCAAGCCCAACGAAUCGGCCUGCCAGAGGUGGUUAAUCCUUUCGCCGAGGCACCGGCUUUGAAAGGAGGGGCAGCAACCCCUGGCAUCAAGAAAAAACAUGGUGGACCUCCACCGGGCGACAACAAAGACGUGGAGGACAUCAGCGUGAUCCAUUACGACGACGCGGCCAUCUCCAAGCUCUUGGAUCGCAACCAGGAUGCCAGCGACGACACGGAGCUGCAGAACAUGAACGAGUAUCUCAGCUCUUUUAAAGUGGCCCAGUAUGUUGUGAGAGAAGAGGACGGUGUGGAGGAGGUGGAGCGAGAAAUCAUCAAACAGGAGGAGAACGUGGAUCCUGAUUAUUGGGAGAAGCUCCUACGGCACCAUUACGAGCAGCAGCAGGAGGAUCUCGCCCGCAACCUUGGGAAAGGGAAGCGCGUUCGGAAGCAGGUCAACUACAACGACACCUCGCAAGAGGACCAAGAGUGGCAGGACGAACUUUCGGACAACCAGUCAGAGUACUCCAUUGGCUCUGAAGACGAGGACGAGGACUUUGAGGAGCGGCCUGAAGGUCAGAGUGGCCGGAGGCAAUCCCGACGGCAACUGAAGAGUGACCGGGACAAGCCGCUCCCACCGUUGUUGGCACGAGUGGGGGGUAACAUUGAGGUUCUGGGUUUCAACGCCCGGCAGCGCAAGGCCUUCCUGAAUGCCAUCAUGCGAUGGGGAAUGCCUCCCCAGGACGCCUUCAACUCCCACUGGCUGGUGCGGGACCUGCGGGGGAAAAGCGAGAAGGAGUUUCGAGCCUAUGUCUCCCUGUUCAUGCGCCAUUUGUGCGAGCCAGGAGCGGAUGGUGCCGAGACCUUUGCGGAUGGCGUUCCCCGGGAAGGGCUGUCACGCCAACACGUCCUGACCCGCAUUGGUGUCAUGUCACUGGUCCGGAAGAAGGUUCAAGAGUUUGAGCCCGUGAACGGGAAAUAUAGUACUCCAGACCAUAUUCCUGAAGGCUCGGAGAUCAAGAAGUGUGGUGAAACACCCUCUUCGGACCCAAAUACCCCCGUCCCAGCUAGUCCAGCUCAUGUCCAAACGGGAGCCGCGAUUCAGCCAGUUUCGGACAAAGCAGAAGCGCAACCGGGGCUUUCCGAAGAGAAGGAACAAAGUGAACCAUGGGCCAAGAAGGACAACCAGGCACCAGGGAAUGGCGAAAAGAUAGAGGAGAAGGACGUGGUAGCGGCGGCAGAGAGCCAAGCAAAAUCCGGAGAGGAAAGCACCACCGCGGAGAGGACAGAGGCCUUGGCAGAGCCGCCGGUGCAAGACAAAACUGCUCUGGAGAAGGAAAAAAAUCCUGUGGAAAAGCCAGACCUGAAUGCCGACAAAGACAGCAAGCCAGCCGAGGAGGUGAAGGAAGAGGAGAAAGAGCAGUCCGAGGCUCAGCAAAACGGCGAGAAGGAGACCGAGGAAGACGGCAAGAAGGACGACAAGAACAGCACCCGCUUCAUGUUCAACAUCGCGGACGGUGGCUUCACAGAGCUGCACACGCUUUGGCAGAAUGAGGAGAGGGCCGCGGUUUCUUCGGGGAAGGUCUACGACACCUGGCACCGGCGCCACGACUACUGGCUCCUGGCGGGCAUCGUCACCCAUGGCUACGCUCGUUGGCAGGACAUCCAGAACGACCCCCAUUUCGUCAUCCUCAACGAGCCCUUCAAGUCCGAAAUCCACAAAGGGAACUAUCUGGAGAUGAAGAACAAGUUCUUGGCUCGGCGUUUCAAGUUGCUGGAGCAGGCCUUGGUGAUCGAGGAGCAGCUCCGCCGGGCGGCCUACCUCAACAUGAGCCAGGACCCUGGCCACCCGGCCAUGGCCUUGAACGCCCGCCUGGCUGAAGUGGAGUGCCUUGCCGAGAGCCACCAGCACCUCUCCAAGGAGUCGCUAGCGGGAAACAAGCCCGCCAAUGCCGUCCUCCACAAAGUCCUGAACCAGCUGGAGGAGCUCUUGAGCGACAUGAAGGCCGACGUGACCCGACUCCCUUCCAUGCUGUCCCGCAUCCCGCCAGUCGCUGCUCGCUUGCAGAUGUCCGAGAGGAGCAUCCUCAGCCGCUUGACCAACCGGGGAAGUGACCCCAACAGCCAGCAGGCUUCCUUCGGUUCCUCCCAGCUCUACAGCAACAACUUUGGGCCAAAUUUCCGGGGUCCGGGACCGGGCGGGCUUAUAAACUACAGCCAGAUGCCUUUGGGACCUUAUGUGACCGAUAUUUAGGCGUUUGCAAGAGUUCCCCCAUUGCUGCAAGAGUAAAUCAUCUCCGAACCCACCGGAUAAAAAGAGUUCCCCCGAAGAUGGGUCGGCGAGGAACGGCGUAUCAUCAUCCGCAAAGGUGAUGACAGCCGGCUUUGGCAACCUGUGCUCAGCUCACUUCAAAAGCGCUUUUUCACCAUCCUCUGAAGAAGAGGACGGGACUCUCAUUUCAUGAACUCUGUUGAGACGAUGGAUUUUUUUCCUUCUGCCUCCUUCCCCCCACUUACUCUCUUCUUUGCACUUUCUUCAGAAGAUGACUGGAUCGAGGGAGAUUAUUGCGUUUUUUGGUCAGGUUAUUUUUUGUUGAGACUGGACACUUGGAGCAAAUGCAUUUGGGCCAAAUACCAAUUUUUAAAAACCCCAAAUAUUUGGGAAUAGGUGAUAGUUCUGAUUAUGGGCCCAGGAUGUCGCCGUUUUGGGAAGUGUAACAGGGACCCACACUGACUCCCCAAAAAGCUACCUUAAUUUGUAAGAGAAUGACCCCACGAUUCCAGGAACGUGUUG
This is a messenger RNA of Anolis sagrei ordinatus, 6771 nucleotides long. The record is from RefSeq and is a predicted model, not a curated record. Lineage: Eukaryota; Metazoa; Chordata; Lepidosauria; Squamata; Anolidae.